AUGGCCGCCAACAAGCAGGGCAAGAUGCAGGGCCUGAUCAACUACCGCCUGCGCGUUACUAUGAUGGACGGUCGUCAAAUGGCUGGCCAGAUGCUCGCCUUUGACAAGCACAUGAAUCUCGUCCUCGCAGACACUGAGGAGUUCCGCAGAGUGAAGCGCAAGCCCGCAAAGUCGGCCGCUCCUGGCCAAGCAGAGCCUCAAUUCGUCGAGACGGAGGAGAAGCGCACUCUUGGUCUUACCAUUGUCCGUGGCGCCCACAUUGUCGCAUCUACCGUCGAAGGUCCUCCUCCCGCAGAUCCCUCGGCAAGAUUGGCCAAGGACGGUCCUUCUGGCCCCGGUGCUGCAACUAUGACCGCAGGCCCUGGUAUCUCUCGCCCGGCAGGCAGAGGUAUGCCUCCCACCGGUCUUACUGGUCCUGCUGCAGGUGUCGGUGGUCCCGCUCCUGGAUUUGGCUUCCCUGGUGCACCUGGCGGUUUCCCUGGCGGUCCUCCACCAGGCUUUGGUGGCAGAGGUGGUCCCCCUGGCGGUUUCCAGGGGCCUCCUCCCGGUUUCCCUGGCGCUCCUGGCGGUGCUCCUCCUGGCUUCGGUGCUCCUCCCGGUUUCCAGCCUCCUCCAGGACAAGGACGAGGUUACCCCCCACCAGGCUUCGGCGGUCGCUGA
Aureobasidium subglaciale EXF-2481 is the source of this 660-nucleotide messenger RNA. RefSeq lists its product as uncharacterized. Gene Ontology annotation, biological process: mRNA splicing, via spliceosome. Gene Ontology annotation, cellular component: U5 snRNP; U4/U6 x U5 tri-snRNP complex; catalytic step 2 spliceosome. Gene Ontology annotation, molecular function: RNA binding. NCBI's taxonomy places the organism in Eukaryota, Fungi, Ascomycota, Dothideomycetes, Dothideales, Saccotheciaceae. The coding region runs from base 1 to 660 and encodes 219 amino acids. The transcript has 3 exons. The record is from RefSeq and is a predicted model, not a curated record.